Molecule: messenger RNA, 1420 nt
Organism: Trichechus manatus latirostris (Florida manatee)
Lineage: Eukaryota; Metazoa; Chordata; Mammalia; Sirenia; Trichechidae
Gene: LIPI
Product: lipase I
Exons: 10
Coding region: 38-1420 (460 amino acids)
Biological process (GO): lipid catabolic process
Molecular function (GO): glycerophospholipase activity; carboxylic ester hydrolase activity
Source: RefSeq, a predicted model, not a curated record
UGUGUGUCAAUCUGAGUGCUUCUUUUACUUUUAUCAAAUGAGAGUAUACAUUUUUCUCUGUUUGAUGUGCUGGGCAAGAGCUGAGACUAAAAGACCAUGUCUUGAGUUCACUCAGUUAAGUGUAAAGGAUUCCUUUACAGAUUUGUUUAGUCCUAGAAUGGAGAUAGUUCUGAUGCUGUAUACAAGAAACAACCUAAAUUGUGCUGAGCCACUAUUUGAGCAAGAUAACUCACUUAAUGUUCUUUUCAACAUAAAAAAGAAAACAGCAUGGCUUAUUCAUGGCUAUAGACCAACAGGCUCUACUCCAUCAUGGAUUCAGAACCUUCUAAGGCUUUUGUUGAAUGAAGAAGACAUGAAUAUAAUUGUAGUAGACUGGAACCGAGGUGCUACAACUUUAAUUUACAAUAGAGCAGUUAAAAAUACCAGAAAAGUUGCUAUAAUUUUGAGUGGGUAUAUUCGCAAACUUUUGAAGCAUGGAGCAUCUCUUGACACUUUUCAUUUCAUAGGUGUGAGCUUAGGGGCUCAUAUUAGUGGAUUUGUUGGAAAGAUAUUUCAAGGUCAACUCGGAAGAAUAACAGGUCUUGAUCCUGCUGGACCAAAAUUUUCUGGAAAACCAUCAUAUGACAGAUUAGAUUACACUGAUGCAGAGUUUGUAGAUGUCAUCCAUUCUGAUAUCAAUGGUUUAGGCAUUAAAGAGCCCUUGGGACAUAUAGAUUUUUAUCCUAAUGGAGGAAAAAAUCAACCUGGCUGUCCUAAAUCAGUUUUUUCAGGGAUUGAAUUUUUUAAAUGCGACCACCAGAGAGCAGUUUACUUGUUCAUUGCAUCAUUGGAAACACACUGCAAUUUUAUUUCCUUCCCUUGUCCUUCAUACAACGAUUACAAGACUGGUUUAUGUGUGGACUGUGACGACUUUAAGAAACUAUCAUGUCCUAGACUAGGUUAUAAUGUUGAUCUAUGGAAAGAUAUUUUCAAAGAAAGAAUGGAAAGACGAUCUCUUAGGACCACUGUGUUUUUGGAUACCACUGGCACAAAUCCAUUCUGUACCUACUAUUUUGUUCUUAAUAUACCCGUUCUGGAUCAAACAAUGAAGGAUGGCUAUAUUACAUUUAAAUUAGUAAAUGAGCUUGGGAUCAUUGUAGAACCAAGGAUUUAUGCGGAGAGUGGAUCACUUUAUAAAGAUCAAGAAGUCAAUAUUCUUGCUCAAUUUUAUAAUGAUGUUGCAAAUAUUUCAAGCAUCAGUUUGAUGUAUUUCCGGAGCUCAAAUCUGCAAUGUCCCACAUGUGAAUACAGGAUUCAGCGUCUCAUGUUAAAAUCACUUACAUAUCCAGAAAGACCACCACUUUGCAGGUAUAAUUUUGUACUUAAAGAAAGUGAAGAAGUAUUUCUCAAUCUAAGCAUAUGCACAUCAAAGGAGAUAUAA